ACUGCGUGAAAUAUGUUAUCGCUAAAGAAUGUUUACCAACAGUUCAGUCUGGCCUGCGGAGCCGAUGAAUGGCAUCGCUCCCAUGACUGAGAUCACUAUUUGAUUGUGGUAUUAUCCUCCGAUUGUUGACAAAACGAGACUGCACAGCAGUAGGCACUUUGAACUUGAUCAUUGCGCCGCGUGAAAUAGGAUCUGAGAUGUGAAUAUCCGUAGCGCAGGAUAAAUAAAAAAAUAUACUUACAUAAGUAUUUUAAAUCUUUCAUAUGCCUACCUUGGUAGUAGGUACGUAACUUGUGGGAAUACUAUAGAAGUAAAUAAAUUAAACUUUAUGGCGAAUACUUUGUGCUAACAGGAAAUGUGCUGUGAUUUUUGUGAUGUGAUUGCUUUUUUAGUUAAUCAAUGUGAAAGGGAAUCAAAACAAAGCAUCUAACCAACCCAGGAACCAUGCUCGAUCGAUUCAACUGCAGCCCCCGCCGGCUGGCCAGCAGGGCGCUCCCCAAGCUGCCCAUCCUGCGCUGGGCUCGCGGGUACUCCGCGGCGGCGGCGGCGGGGGACCUGGUGGCCGGCGCCACCGUCGCCAUGACGCUCAUACCGCAGUCUAUCGCCUACGCGUCUCUGGCUGGCCUAGAACCUCAGUACGGCCUAUACGCAUCCCUUGUGGGGGGGUUCGUCUACGCCUACCUGGGGACAUGUCCGCAAAUCAACAUUGGCCCCUCGGCCCUCAUAUCACUGCUGACUUUCACGUACACCAAUGGGACGAAUGCUGACUACGCUGUGCUGCUUUGUUUUGUUUCUGGUAUAGCGGAAGUGGUCGCAGGGAUAGCUCAGUUGGGGUUCCUCGUCCAGCUGGUCUCGCUACCCGUAGUGUCAGGGUUCACGUCAGCAGCCGCGCUGACCAUAGCCUCCUCCCAAGUAAAGGGGCUCCUGGGGCUGAGCUUCAAGUCGGAAUCGUUCAUAGACACCUGGCGAGGGGUGGUGACUCACAUCAAGGAGAUCAGACUAGCUGAUACAGGGCUCAGUCUGCUCUGCUGUCUGGUGCUCUUUGGCAUGAAGUCGUUGAAAGAUCAGCGCGCUCCCAAAUCUCUGAAGAAAGUGUUAUGGUUCAGUAGCGUAGCCAGAAAUGCAGUCGUGGUCAUUUUAGCCGCUACUUUAGCGUAUUUCCUUCAUAAAGACACUACUCACCCUUUAAUACUUACAGGUGAGAUAACCUCAGGUUUGCCGUCGCCCCGGCUGCCGUUCCUCAGCUCUGGCAACGGCACGUCCACGGCUCCCGUGAGCGCUAUGCUGCGGCACCUGGGCUCCGGUCUGCUGGUCGUGCCGCUCGUCAGCAUCAUCUCCAACGUCGCCAUCGCUAAGGCCUUUUCGAACGGUAAAACGUUGGAUGCGACUCAAGAGAUCAUAGCGCUGGGCGUCUGCAACGUGGUGGGCUCGUUUUUCUCCUCAUUUCCAAUAAACGGAUCCUUCACAAGAAGUGCUCUGAGCGACGCUUCGGGCGUCAGAACUCCCGCCGCCGGUUUUUACACCGGUUUGUUAGUGCUGCUGACUCUACUGUUCCUCACUCCACUGUUCUACUACAUACCGCGAGCAGCCUUCGCUUCUGUCAUCACGUGUGCUGUGCUGCACAUGGUGGAUGUAGAUAUCGUACGGAAGCUUUGGAGGGCUAAUAAAGUAGACGUGAUUCCCCUGGCGGCCACGUUCUCCCUGUGCCUGUCGCUCGGGGUGGAGGUGGGGUUGCUGUGCGGCGUGGCGGUGGACGCGCUGCUGCUGCUGCUCUACCACACCGCGCCGCCGCUGCAGCUGCAGUUCGUCCAUGACGGCGUACUACCUCCUCACCAUGCCAUAUACCCCGUUGGAGGCCUUCACUACGCAGGGGCAGAAAAAAUACGAUCAAAGCUUAUGAAAUUACAAGAUUCUAACGCAGAAUUUAAUCAAUCAAAGGCUGAAAAAAGUUCGAAGAAUGUGGUGAAAAGCAAUGAUACUGAAAGUUCAGUGGUGACCGUGAAAGUUCCUGAAAUAAAUAAUAUUCUGGUUGUCCACUGCAGCCGGCUGUAUAGAGUGGACUACACUGUAUUGCAGAGUCUAAAGAUGAUAGUCCAGGAGUGGCGCGGCAUCAUAGUGUGGUACUGCGCGAGCACCGCGCUCCGGCACCAGCUGGACUGCAGUAUGGAGGGACUGCGCUACUGCGACUCACAGGAGGAACUGCAGAGGACUCUUGGAGAGACCAGUCCCUCUGUUCCAUUACCUCAUGAUACAACGGCAGUGACGGGUGAAACGCGAUUAUAGAAUUCCUAAUAAGUUGGUAUACCUACAUAUUACUUAUAUAAUUAUUGUAAAUAAAUUGUAUUUAUAAAAUA
Messenger RNA from Plutella xylostella (diamondback moth), 2354 nucleotides. Its product is annotated as sodium-independent sulfate anion transporter. Gene Ontology annotation, cellular component: membrane. The record is from RefSeq and is a predicted model, not a curated record. Lineage: Eukaryota; Metazoa; Arthropoda; Insecta; Lepidoptera; Plutellidae. Gene Ontology annotation, biological process: transmembrane transport.